Tribolium madens (black flour beetle) is the source of this 1437-nucleotide messenger RNA. RefSeq names its product segmentation protein Runt-like. The transcript has 3 exons. Gene Ontology annotation, cellular component: nucleus. The record is from RefSeq and is a predicted model, not a curated record. Gene Ontology annotation, biological process: regulation of DNA-templated transcription. Lineage: Eukaryota; Metazoa; Arthropoda; Insecta; Coleoptera; Tenebrionidae. Gene Ontology annotation, molecular function: DNA-binding transcription factor activity, RNA polymerase II-specific; ATP binding; RNA polymerase II cis-regulatory region sequence-specific DNA binding. The coding region runs from base 83 to 1192 and encodes 369 amino acids.
UCAGUCCAACACCGGCGACCAAAAGUGCAGCAACGUUUUUAAAAAUAGAGUGUGUGGUUCGUGAGUGUCGUGUCGUGUACUCAUGCAUUUGCCCAUCAACGCCCCACAACCGUCGAUCAUGGACAUGUACACCAGCUUGCAAGAGACCCUCCAGGAGUACCAUGGGGAGUUGGUACAGACCGGCAGUCCGGCGGUGCUCUGCAGCGUUUUGCCCUCGCAUUGGAGAAGCAACAAGAGUCUGCCCAUCGCCUUCAAGGUGGUGGCCCUCGACGAGGUCCGCGAUGGUACCACGGUGACCCUCAAAGCAGGCAACGACGAGAAUUAUUGUGCCGAAUUGAGGAAUUGCACCGCUGUGAUGAAAAACCAAGUGGCGAAAUUCAACGAUUUGAGGUUCGUGGGGAGAAGUGGACGCGGGAAGAGUUUCACCCUGACCAUCACCAUCAGCUCCGAGCCUUACUAUCAAAUCGCAACAUACAAUAAAGCCAUCAAAGUGACCGUAGAUGGGCCUCGGGAACCCAGGACCAAGUCGAAUUACCAAUAUGGGUACGGGUUGCCCGGAAUGCCUGCUGGAUUCAAUCCCUUUUUGUUGAAUCCGGGAUGGCUGGAUGCUGCAUACAUGACUUAUACGUGGCCGGAUUAUUUCAGGACCAGAACGAAUGUGCCCACACAAACUAAUUUACAUGCCUCACUUAUUAAAGGUGCUACUCAACUGCCCCCCACUAACGGCGAGUUCUACCUCCCCCCUCAGCCCCAAUUUCACCCGCCGCACAACUUCCUCCCCCCGAACGGCAUCCUCCCUCAACUCUCCCUCAGCGACUCUCCACUAAUGCGCCCUUCGAUCGGCCCCAUGGACCAACUAAGUCUUCGGAUAUCCCCUGUGUCCAACAGUCAAAGUCCCACCGCUCAAGAGACAAAAAUUCACUCAACUGUCGAUCACUCCACUUCGGAAAACUCGGACAAUGAAGAUAUUGAUGUGGUCAAAUCAGCUUUCGUCCCUAUCAAACCUGCCAACCUUAUUUUACAAGAAGUGCAACCUGACUCCACUGUGCAAGACAAGGAGUUGAAGAAAAUCGAGUUGAAAGCUCCAAGUUCGAGGAGUAUCAAGAAUUUGGCCGAAGAGAAGAGCCCAAAUACGAAAAUUCAUCACCAACAGGAAAUUACAGCGACGAAAAGUGUGUGGAGACCGUAUUAGGGAAAGGGUACUUUGGAGUAGUUCUUCGUUAGAUGCAAUAUUGUAUAAAAGUGUGUAAAUAAACUUUAAUUUAUUGUAAAUAUGUACAGUGCGAGAAAGCGUGUAAAUUGUGUUAGUUCUUGGAGAUUUUAAAAGAGUACUGCAAAUGUGAUAGCAAGUACUUAUAGGUACUAGAGACUUUAGAUAUUUUUGUACAAAACAACAUGCUCCUUUAUAAAAAUCUAGCAAAUACUAAAAUAAACCGA